CCGGAGCUCUGCCCCUGGGAGAGCUGCCCGGCUGAGGGGGCACCGGAGGGUACCAUGAGCGGCGGCAGGUUUGAUUUGUAUGAUGGAGGUGCCUAUUGCGGGGGCUGGGAAGGGGGCAAAGCCCACGGGCAUGGCAUCUGCACCGGCCCCAAGGGCCAGGGCGAGUACUCGGGCUCCUGGAACUACGGCUUCGAAGUGGUGGGCAUAUACACAUGGCCCAGUGGCAACACCUACGAAGGCUACUGGUCCCAAGGCAAGAGGCACGGCCUAGGAAUCGAGACCAAAGGACGGUGGGUUUACAGAGGCGAGUGGACCCAUGGCUUUAAGGGACGGUACGGCACGAGGCAGAGCACGAGCAGCGGAGCCAAGUACGAAGGUACCUGGAAUAAUGGCCUGCAGGAUGGCUAUGGCACCGAGACAUAUGCUGACGGAGGCACGUACCAGGGCCAGUUCACCAACGGCAUGCGGCACGGCUACGGGGUACGGCAGAGCGUGCCCUACGGCAUGGCCUCCGUGGUCCGCUCCCCGCUGCGCACCUCCCUCUCCUCCCUGCGGAGCGAGCACAGCAAUGGCACCCUGCCCCAGCAGGACUCCCCCGCUGCCAACCCCGAGAACCUGCCCCUCUCGCCCACCAUCACCCGUGGGGGCUUCGCCCUCAGCCUCUACGCGGAGGCGGAGGCCGGCAAGCCCAAAAAGGGGGGGCUCUUCCGCAGGGGCUCCUUGCUGGGGAAGCUGAAGAAGUCUGAGUCCAAGUCAUCCCUGGCCAGCCAGAAAAGCCGCGUCAGCUUCCUCAAGAGUGAGAGUGGAAUCAGCUCGGCCGCCAGCGACGCCACCUCCACUGUCAGCCUGGGCGAGGGCGCUGAGGGUGAGGAGUACCCCCCCUUUGAGUCCGACAUCGAUGCCACCACCACAGAGACCUACAUGGGCGAGUGGAAGAACGACAAGCGUGCCGGCUUUGGUGUCAGCGAGCGCUCCAGCGGGCUGAAGUAUGAGGGCGAGUGGCUGGACAACCUGCGGCACGGCUACGGCUGCACCACGCUGCCCGAUGGCAAGAAGGAGGAGGGCAAGUACCGCCACAAUGUCCUCGUCAAGGGCAUGAAGAAGCGUGUGAUACCCCUCAAGAGCGCCAAGAUCCGGCAGAAGGUGGACAGGAGCGUGGAGGGCGCUCAGAGGGCCGCGGCCAUCGCCCGGCAGAAGUCAGAGAUCGCAGCAUCCAGGACGGCUCAUGCCAAAGCCAAGGCUGAAGGGUCUGAGCAGGCAGCUCAGGCAGCUAACAACGAAUCAGGCAUAGCCAGAAUGAUGGCCAGGGAGCUCUCCCCGGACUUCUACCAGCCAGGCCCCGAGUACCAGAAGCGGAAGCUGCUGCAGGAGAUCAUGGAGAACACAGUGCACGCUGUCAACAUGGAGGAGGAGCCUCAGAAAAAGCCUGAUUUAGCCUCCUUAGCAGGAGUUUGCAGGGGAGAAAUAGGAAUAGGGAUUGAUAGAUAUUCAACUAGUUUGAAAUUCAGGCUGGUGGUGAAGUGCCAGAUUUAUGUACGUUGGAAGGGGGCGAUUCUGGUGGUUUUGAACAGCAGAAUCAAGCUGUAUCUGUCUCUUCACCUGGAAUUGCAGUGUAUAAUACUCUGUUUUGGGUUUUUCCUUCAGGGACCUAACACAAUCGUGAUCUGCAUGGUCAUCUUAUUGAACAUUGGUCUGGCCAUCCUAUUUGUACAUUUUUUGACAUGAUGUGCCCCUCGGACAAGGCGUUGCUGCUGAUGGAGACCACAGACCUCGGCAGGGAUUAAAUCUCAGCCACCUGGAAACACCUAAGAGGAGGACUUGAGAUCCCAAGGUUGCACUGCAAACAUGAACCUUAAACAAAAGUGCCUGAAGAUCAGUUCAGUCUCCCUGCUCCCAGGCUGUGGCUGGCCUCUGCAAUCUACCAAGGAAAAGCCAGGGUUUCUGCAAUUCAACCUCCUUCUCUUCUUUGUAUAAAAUAGCAGUUGCCUUAAAUUGUUCUCACCAAAGCCAUCAACUGUCCUGUCAUGCCAGGGAUGAGGGAUUUAUCUGUAGCUGUAGGAAAACGAGUAAGAAGGUCUCAUCUGUGCACACUGAUGUGUUUUGUAACUCCUUUGGUUGACUCAGUGUCAGAGAUUUCCCGAAGAAUGUCAUCCGUGGCGUGGAGAUGAAGCAAUACACAGCAACCAAAAUGACUCAUGAGAGCCGCGCCACGGCUAGGGGCGGACAACAUCGCCCUCCAUGCUUGGAAGUCAUCCAAAGGGAUGAACAAAAAGUGUUUCCUUUCCCCAUUGCCUGGAGUCGUUUUCCACGUAUGGAGGACUGAGAGGGGGAGCAAGUUGAAAUUGGGCUUGUUGAAGAGUAACCAGAGUCCUGCCCAUGCCUGCUGACGUGCCACGGACGGGGGCCGCGGGGUGGGGUGCGAGGGACUGGCUGAUCCGAGGCUGUUCGUGCAUGCGGGGGGUGCUACGGGUGGAGAUGGUCCCGUUUCAGGACCAGGCACCAUCCGAGCGCUCUCCUGCCACCAGCAAUGCUCCACGCAGAAGUGUCUUGCAGCGGAUGACUUCCCGCUCUAACAGUAAAGGAAAUAGAUGUGCUGAAUUUGUCCCUUUACCCCUUUUUUCUAUGAAAAUGGUGCAAGUUACAAUGAAAAUGAGGUACUUACUGAAAAAUACCUCCGUAUGCCCACAGGUUCCUCCCCUUCGUGCUCUGGGCUGCAGGGGGGCUCCUGUGCUCUUUCAUUGCAACAGAGUGAACAGACUUUCCAGCCAGAGGAUGCAGGGUGGCUGUCGUGGGAGAGGUUACGUUAUUCCCGAAAGGAAAAAGGUGCAGAGACCUGAGUGGCUCCAGUUCUUUGGGUGUUAGGCUCAAAAAUACGCAGCAGCCAGACUUUCAGCACUGGUAGAGUACAGAAGGGCAAUUCUAGCUGUUGUUCUUUUGUGUGAGGCUCAGAGGCCUGGGUGAUUUGCACCGAAUAUUCCCAAAGCUGCAAGAGAGAGUGACCUUUGGAAGGAGAUGUUUCCACCGUGAUCUGCUCUGAUCCUCUGCAGUGCGAGCUUAGAAAGUCAGCACAGAUGAAGUUACAGUUUAGUGUGAGGCUGAGUGCUUGGACAUGUUUCUUCCUUCUUCUAAAAGCAAUAUGUAUUUUCUAUCCAUUUUUAAGGUAAUCGGAAAUGUUAUUUAUAGUCGGUUGUGCACCUCUGUGUAUCCUGAAGUCCCACAGCACAGGACUGGGUGGGAAAACCUGAGGGACUGGAAAGAAUGGGGAAAUGAUGGUAAGGAAAAAAACAGAUGCCCAGUCUGCUCCAAAGGUCAAUCUGAAAGGAUUUCAGAGAUGGGGUGGCAGACAGGCAGGGCUCUACACUGACUGGAGACACAGGGCAAAACCUGCCUAAUUUAUCUGCUCUAAUUAUGGCAUAAGAGAGUGAGAAUAAUUCAGUACUUUUCUUUGUGAACCAAGUUUAUUUUUUAACCUUAUUCAGCUCAGGAACGUUGCCACAGUAGCAAAUACGUGGUGUUAACUGUGGGAGAAGUGAAUGUGAUCCCUUCCUAAAAGCCAUGUGGCUGUACCAGUCCUGAGAAAGCUGUGCAGCAUCAUCUACACUUCCACAGAGCAUAGUUUAGUAGCAAUUUGCUUCUUUCUUUUUUUCUUUUCUUAAGUAUAAAUGUAUUGCAAACCCCAGGCUCUGCUGCCUUUGACGUUUUAUCUCCAUUUGCUGGCAUUCACUUGCCAGCUCUGCGGUUUCAAUAUGCCAACUGCUUUUUUUAACCACCAAGACAAUUUCCGUUGAGAGACCUGAGGGGCUUUUAUUUAUCACUAAGCACAAAAAUGGAUCUUUUUCAACAGUGUUAAGGUAAUCCCCCCCCGCCCCCAUUUUUUAUGCAUGUGAUGCGCACUCGGUAACGUGCUUUCCUCCUAGUAACCUUCUGAGAAAAGUAGGUAGAUUUGCUUUUAUGUGAUGUAUAAAUAUAUCCAUAUUGCGCUGAGAUAUGGAUAUAUAUACACAUAUAUAUAGCCCCUUAGGGAUUUCGUUUUCUUAGAUGCAAAAUAACAGAUUUACCUCAAACUGCAUGCUUUCAAAACUGACUAGGAUAUUGUGUUAUACUUUUCAGGUCUUACAAAGAUGCAGAUACAUUUCACUCUUCACACAAAAAUGCCUUCAUCACAGAUUUUACAAGCUGUUUACUACAAUCUGUGUACUACUGUCUGGAGUUUUCUGUCGGUUGUUCUGCUGGAUUACGUGCAAUAAUAAACAGUUAUCUGCUCACUGUA
Molecule: messenger RNA, 4270 nt
Organism: Aptenodytes forsteri (emperor penguin)
Lineage: Eukaryota; Metazoa; Chordata; Aves; Sphenisciformes; Spheniscidae
Gene: JPH2
Product: junctophilin 2
Exons: 6
Coding region: 55-1725 (556 amino acids)
Cellular component (GO): junctional membrane complex; plasma membrane; endoplasmic reticulum membrane
Source: RefSeq, a predicted model, not a curated record